Molecule: messenger RNA, 1062 nt
Organism: Penicillium cataractarum
Lineage: Eukaryota; Fungi; Ascomycota; Eurotiomycetes; Eurotiales; Aspergillaceae
Product: amidohydrolase family protein
Exons: 3
Coding region: 1-1062 (353 amino acids)
Biological process (GO): secondary metabolic process
Cellular component (GO): cytoplasm
Molecular function (GO): carboxy-lyase activity; hydrolase activity
Source: RefSeq, a predicted model, not a curated record
AUGCCCUCCCUUUUCCGAACCCUGCUCUUGGGAAUUAUCCCGGCAGGCCUCGUCAGCUGCCAUGCAACUAAUUCCCUGGGGUCCAAUUAUCGCAUUGACGUCCAUUCUCAUGCUAUUCCAACUAUUUGGAAAGAUGCGAUGAUCUCAGCAGGCUUCCCCGUCAAGAACGGUACUUUGUACAAUGACGGCGCCCCCGUUCCUGAUUGGACUCUGGACUCGCACAUCAGCGCUAUGGACAGCCUAGGAGUUAAUUACUCGACCAUCAGUAUCACUGCACCAGGUGUUUCCUUCGUCAAUGAUGCUAAAAAGGCCAAGUCUUUGGCCCGAAGCAUCAAUCUCUUGCUUCAUCAAUAUACCCAAACUUACCCGACUCGGCUUGGAGCGCUUUGUCUUCUCCCUCUUCCUCACGUCAAAGAAGCAGUCGAGGAGCUUCGAUUCUGCAUGGACACCCUCAAGUUUGUGGGUGUAGGCAUGUACACCAAUGCUAAUGGCACGUACUUGGGUGAUUCUGCUUUGGACCCUGUUUUCUCAGCACUCAGUGCCCACAAUGCCAGUGUAUUCGUGCACCCAGCCUCCCCAAGUUGCACGUCCGUCGCUCUGGGUCACCCCAUUCCGAUGACCGAAUAUCCUUUCGAUACCGUGCGGGCUAUGGAGAAUCUACUAUUGUCUGGUCAGCGUGCCAAAUACCCAGAUCUCAAGAUGAUCUUCUCUCACGGUGGCGGUGCUAUGCCCUAUUUGGCCGCUCGCAUUGCUGGUGUCGCGACACUCGACUACGCGGGCGGCAUUCCUUUCGCCCAAACGAUGGCUCAACUCGCUGGAUAUUAUUUCGAUCUCGCGAGCGCAACGACUGCCAUCCAGCUUGCGGCUCUGAAGAGUUUCAUCGGAGCCGGAAAGCUCGUGACUGGAAUUGACUAUCCCUAUGUGCCACUCACCCAGGCUUUGCCAGGCCUCAAUGGCAUCCAGACGAAUGGCAAUUUUACUAAUGAGGAGAUGGUCUCGAUCAAAUACGGAAAUGCCUUGGAAAUCUUCCCACGGAUCUCCAAAGCCUUGAAACUGAAUUAA